This is a messenger RNA of Zingiber officinale, 528 nucleotides long. RefSeq lists its product as uncharacterized. The record is from RefSeq and is a predicted model, not a curated record. Bases 1 to 528 code for a protein of 175 amino acids. The transcript has a single exon. NCBI's taxonomy places the organism in Eukaryota, Viridiplantae, Streptophyta, Magnoliopsida, Zingiberales, Zingiberaceae.
AUGACUAAAGAGUUUGAGAUGACUGAUAUUGGGCUCAUGACAUACUAUCUAGGCAUUGAGGUGAACCAAAAGAAAGAUGGAAGUUUCAUCUCACAAGCAGGUUAUGCAAGAGAGAUAUUAAAGAAAUUUAAGAUGGAUAACAAUAAGUCUAUAAAUACCCCAGUAGAAUGUGGAGUCAAGCUAUCAAAGCAUGAUGAAGAAGAAAAUGUUUAUCCAACAUUUUUUAAGAGUUUGGUUGGCAGUUUACAAUACUUGACGUGCAUAAGGCCUAAUAUUCUUUAUGUUGUUAGACUUGUUAGUCGCUACAUGGAAGAUCCAACUACUACCCACCUUAAGAUCGCUAAGAGAAUUUUGCGCUAUAUCAAAGGUACAAUAGAUUUUGGAUUAGUUUAUUCAACAUCUAACCACUUCAAACUUGAAGGAUAUAGCGACAGUGAUUGGGGUGGAGAUAUAGAUGAUAGAAAGAGCACUAUAGGAUUUGUGUUCUUUAUGGGAGAUAUAGCUUUCACUUGGAUGUCGAAAAAAUAA